Asparagus officinalis (garden asparagus) is the source of this 1019-nucleotide messenger RNA. Its product is annotated as MOB kinase activator-like 1A. Lineage: Eukaryota; Viridiplantae; Streptophyta; Magnoliopsida; Asparagales; Asparagaceae. The coding region runs from base 158 to 805 and encodes 215 amino acids. Gene Ontology annotation, molecular function: protein kinase activator activity. The transcript has 7 exons. Gene Ontology annotation, cellular component: cytoplasm; nucleus. Gene Ontology annotation, biological process: positive regulation of protein phosphorylation; signal transduction. The record is from RefSeq and is a predicted model, not a curated record.
ACGAGAGCUCGCCCCCUGGUUUCGUCUCUCGUGGCGUCGUGCUGACGGUGGGAUCUCCAAUACCGCAAACAAACAAACGGAGCUCGGUCUCGAAGAAAUCUCAGAGAGGAAUUCUCGGAGAGGAUUCGACGGCGAUCAGAUCCGAUCGCAAUCGGCCAUGAGCCUCUUCGGCCUCGGGAGGAACCAAAGGACGUUUCGCCCUAAGAAGAGUGCGCCAUCUGGUAGUAAGGGUGCUCAGCUCAGGAAACACAUUGAUGCUACCCUUGGUAGUGGCAACUUGAGGGAAGCAGUAAGGCUUCCGCCUGGAGAGGACUUCAAUGAGUGGCUCGCUGUCAAUACUGUGGAUUUCUUCAAUCAGGUGAACCUUCUAUAUGGGACACUCACUGAAUUCUGCACACCUGAGAGCUGCCCUACAAUGACUGCAGGGCCAAAGUAUGAGUACAGGUGGGCAGAUGGUGUACAAAUAAAGAAGCCGAUAGAAGUUUCGGCUCCAAAAUAUGUUGAGUAUCUGAUGGACUGGAUUGAAGUUCAACUUGAUGAUGAAUCCAUCUUUCCACAAAAGCUUGGAGCCCCAUUUCCCCCAAAUUUCAAGGAAGUCGUGAAAACGAUAUUCAAACGGCUGUUUCGCGUAUAUGCACACAUAUACCACUCACAUUUUCAGAAGAUUGUGAGUCUCAAGGAAGAGGCACAUCUUAACACAUGCUUCAAGCAUUUUAUUCUGUUUACAUAUGAAUUCGGCUUGAUUGACAAGAAGGAACUUGCCCCGCUUCAGGAGCUCAUAGAAUCCAUUGUCGUUCCUUACUAGGGGAACUGGGAACUCUCUACUGUAAUAAUGUGUCAACUGAAAAGUUGCUCGUCUCAUUUACAUUUACCUCAGAACAUUUCUUGUUGUCUGUAUCCUACAGUUCGUGGUAGCUUAAAUUGAACUGACUCCGUUCGCUGUUAAAUCUGGCUUGUAUACGGAUUCUAUUUAAAGGACUGUAUUGAAAACUUUCAUUAAUAUUCAUGUGUUGUUGCUA